CUGCUGGAAACUACACGACGGACGGACUGACGGACAGAGAGAUUCCUGUUGUAGGUUGCUCACGUCGCUGCAGCCUCUUCCCCGCAUUUUAUGAAAACGGACAGCGAGAGUUCAGCCGCUCCACAGAGGUUUGUGGUGCUCCUCUUUAGAGUUUCCUGCUGUUACAUGGUUACACAGAGCUGAAGGCAAGAGCGCACAGUUUACUGAAGCCACCUGUCAGGAUUUAUGGAUCAAAGCUUUUGCUCCACAGAGAGGGUGUUGAAGAUGGCAGUGUGGAUCCAGGCCCAGCAGCUCCAGGGAGAUGCUCUGCACCAGAUGCAGUCUCUGUACGGUCAGCACUUCCCCAUUGAGGUGCGACAUUAUCUGUCCCAGUGGAUAGAGAGCCAGCUCUGGGAUGCUAUAGACCUGGAGAACCCACAGGAGGAGUUCAAGGCAAAGCGCCUGCUCGACAGUCUGAUUCAGGAGCUGCAGAACAAGGCUGAGCACCAAGUUGGAGAGGACGGCUUCCUUCUCAAAAUCAAACUUGGACACUACGCCAGCCAGCUCAAGAGCACGUAUGACCGCUGUCCUCUGGAGUUGGUCCGAUGCAUCAAACACAUCCUCUACACAGAGCAGAGGCUCGUCAGAGAGGCCACCAAUUCGAGCUCUCCGGUGGGCGGGAUGAUGGACAGCAUGUCUCAGAAAUACCAACAGAUCAACCAAGCUUUUGAGGAGCUUCGACUGUUGACCCAGGACACUGAGAACGAUCUGCGCAAGCUCCAGCACAACCAGGAGUACUUCAUCAUCCAGUACCAGGAGAGCCUGCGCAUCCAGGCUCAGCUGACCAGCCUGGCCACGCUGCCCCCUGCUGACCGACAGCUACGGGAGCCCGCCCUUCUCAGCAAGAGAGCCACUGUGGAGGCAUGGUUGACCAGAGAAGCCAACACACUACAGAAAUACAGACUGGACCUCGCGGAGAAGCACCAGAAAACACUGCAGCUGUUGAGGAAGCAGCAGACCAUCAUUCUGGAUGACGAGCUGAUCCAGUGGAAGAGACGGCAACAGCUGGCAGGCAACGGGGGCCCGCCGGAGGGAGGCCUGGACAUCCUGCAGUCCUGGUGUGAGAAGCUGGCAGAAACUAUCUGGCAAAACAGGCAGCAGAUCCGGAGAGCAGAGCACCUCAGACAACAGCUGCCCAUCCCCGGCCCCAUCGAAGAGCUCCUCAACGAACUCAACAGUACUAUCACAGAUAUCAUCUCAGCCUUGGUCACCAGCACCUUCAUCAUUGAGAAACAGCCUCCACAGGUGCUAAAAACCCAAACCAAGUUUGCCGCUACAGUGCGCCUUCUAGUGGGCGGGAAACUGAACGUGCACAUGAACCCUCCGCAGGUGAAAGCCACCAUCGUUAGUGAACAGCAAGCCAAGGCCCUGCUGAAGAACGAGAACACAAGGAAUGACAGCAGUGGAGAGAUUCUCAACAAUAACUGUGUGAUGGAGUACCACCAGACUACAGGCACUCUCAGCGCCCACUUCAGGAACAUGUCUUUGAAGAGGAUCAAGCGAUCGGACAGGCGAGGAGCAGAAUCCGUCACCGAAGAGAAGUUCACCAUUCUGUUCGAGUCUCAGUUUAGUGUCGGAGGCAACGAGCUUGUCUUUCAAGUGAAGACGUUAUCACUUCCUGUAGUGGUCAUAGUUCACGGUAGCCAAGACAAUAACGCCACAGCAACUGUACUGUGGGACAACGCUUUUGCAGAGCCGGGACGGGUGCCUUUCCUCGUGCCAGAUAAGGUGCUCUGGCCUCAACUGUGUGACGCCAUCAACAUGAAGUACAAGGCUGAGGUGCAGAGUAACCGAGGCCUGUCUGAGGAGAACCUGGUCUUCCUGGCUCAAAAGGCCUUCAGCAGCUCCAGCAGCAGUCCGGACGACUACCGCAACAUGACUAUGACUUGGUCACAGUUUAACAGGGAAAGCUUGCCAGGGAGGAACUUCACAUUUUGGCAGUGGUUCGAUGGCGUGAUGGAACUCACAAAAAAGCAUCUCAAACCACACUGGAAUGACGGAGCCAUAUUAGGCUUCGUGAACAAGCAGCAGGCUCAGGACAUGCUGAUGUCCAAACCCAACGGUACUUUCCUUCUGCGCUUUAGUGACUCUGAGAUCGGAGGAAUCACAAUUGCCUGGGUGGCAGAAAAUCCUAACAAAGCAGGUGAGAGAAUGGUUUGGAACCUCAUGCCGUACACAACCAAAGACUUCUCCAUCCGCUCUCUGGCUGACCGCAUCAGCGAUCUCAAUCACCUCCUGUUCCUCUACCCCGACCGACCCAAGGAUGAGGUGUUCUCCAAAUAUUACACCCCGCCACUCUCCAAAGCAGUGGACGGCUACGUGAAACCGCAAAUCAAGCAAGUGGUGCCCGAGUUUACUACAACCAAUCCAGACCCAGCAAGUGGGAAUCCAACCUAUAUGGAUCAUGGCGCCUCCCCAGCACCUGUCAAUCAUCCUCACACCUACGGCAUAUACCCACCUAUGAGUGAAUCUAUGUUGGAUGCGGACGGAGACUUUGACCUGGACGACACCAUGGAUGUGGCGAGGCAUGUAGAGGAGCUCCUUCGGCGGCCUGUAGAGAGCCAGUGGGGCGGCCAACAGUCCUGACCCUUGACCUUUUAAUCCGCGACAACACCAAACAAACCCUGCCUCCCAACUUGCCCCACUCGCAUUGACAUUUCUCAUGGUUUAAUUCCAUUAAUUUCUCUUUUCUUUUUCAGAUAGCUAUUAUGUGAACUGUUAAUAAUGGUUGUGAUUUUUUUUUUCUUCUGUUCAGCAUGAGAGCAUGCAUGUCAGUGACUUCUCUUAGUUUUAUUUGUGUCCAUAAGUGUUUGUAAAACAGACUAGGUGUAAAGCAAAACCUGCAAUGUUACAAUAUUGUGAAAAAGAAAAGAAAAGGUAAUGUUCAUUCACGUCGUGCAUGCAUUUUCAAUUGAUUUUAAAAAUAUGCCACCGUAUGAAGUCAGUUUAACAGUUGAAUGAUUUCAUUUUGUUAUGUUUUCUGCUUUGUACAUGGGUUAUCAGUAUUUUGAUAGUGACAUUGAACUUGCCCCUUUGACAAAAAAAAGAAAGAAAUAGUAAUGAAGAGUUUUGCUCUUAACAACAUAAUCGGAGUCAUUGCUCUGCAGAGUUACUGUCCUGUUUAUUUCAAAUCCGUAUACACUAACCUAAAGGCAGAGUGACCCUCUUUGCUUUCUGCAACUGGCAGCACACACAUCAGCACACGGUACACAUGCGUAAGUGUGCAAUGUAUUUAUCUGAUUUGUUCACCAGCUGAAACAGGGGGGUUCACGCACCUCCCUCGCUCCCACAAAGCUAUUUAUCUUCUGUUUGUUCACAGAAAUGCAAAUUCAAGUAUUUACCCGGCGCUGCCUGCUUGUCCUCUCAGGUCCCUCUGUUCCCCUCAUCAAUGCUACCUCGCAUUAUUCUACUGACAGUCGUUGUAUACUAUUGGUUCUGUUAUUGUUUCUGCACCACAUUCACACCAGUAGGUACGGCCAUUAGGUUUUUGUUUUUGUGAUUUGCGUUUUUAUGUGUGAAGAAGAUCUCCUCUGUUCGCUCUUUUAUGCUUGAAGCCAUAUGAAGUGUUACAUGUCUGGUCGGUAGUCCUGAAUAUUCGGCUCCCUUCUGACUUUUCUGCCUGUCCGUCACACUUGUGUCCCCCGAACCUGUGUCAUGACACUGUGUGCAAAGCCUGCGCGCGCGAGUCUCCGUGCGACAACAUGUGCGCACCAGCAGCUGAAGUUGCAGUGCGCACCAGCAGCUGAAGUUGCAGGACAUGCACAGUAGAUGAAUAGUUGCACGCUUCUGAAUGCUCUGCACGGACUCAGCAGCCACGCGAGGAGCUCAAGGAUGCAAGGUGUCAUGUCAGUUUCUUCGUCGGGCUUCUGUUAUUGGUCAAGAUUAGUUGUCAUUGUGCGUCCCCCUUGUCGCUACACAUAAGAUAUACCUAGUAGAGAAGGAUGAGACUAUUACCCAGCUCCCUCCACACACGCACGCACGCACACACGCACACGAUGCUGAAAAGAAAAUAUGUCAACAGCCUUACACCUCAGGAAUGAAUCGCUUUGCUUAGUGAUGUAUAAGCCAAAUAGAAAAGAUCAAUGUAUACAGAAUAUAUGAAUUUAUUUUGUCUAUCAUAAUUCUAUUUUACUAUUGUUUCUCUGGCACUCCCCCUCUUGAAUGUACCCCCCUUUGCAUGACCCUGUUGAGGAUAUCCGUACGUACAAAUACGUCCUCAGUCCGAGCAGAAGUGUCUCGUCUCGUAUCGCAAGAAGUUCCAAAAGGACACGGAGCAACUGGAAGUCACAAAAGAAUUUAUGAUGUACUUUUGUGUUUGUCCGACAGACAUAACAGUAUUAAAGAUAUUCCCUUGUUUAUCUUUUCAUUUCUUCCUCACAUUUUAUUUUUGUAUCUUGCUUUCGUCCCUUGUUUUCUGAAAUCUCAAGCUACUUGUGAUAUAUGAACAUGAUGAACACGAUGAACAUGAUUCUCAUCAUUUUAAAGCUUUGUUCCACUGUAGACUGUGUAUUUCUUUGUUUCUGAUGAUGUAGAUGGCGCUGUGUGCUGUUUGAUGUUUGUACCAUGUUUGUGGUUCGGGUUUAUCACUUGAAGCUUUUCCAAGAGAAAAAACAGCUGUUGAGUUGAAAAGAGGAAAAAAAAAUAAAGUUUUAUAAAUAAUUUUAACUCAACCUGUAGAAGUACAAACGAUUUUGAUGUCACUACAAAAAUAAAUGCUAUUUUUUUUAAUGUG
Molecule: messenger RNA, 4771 nt
Organism: Cottoperca gobio
Lineage: Eukaryota; Metazoa; Chordata; Actinopteri; Perciformes; Bovichtidae
Gene: stat5a
Product: signal transducer and activator of transcription 5a
Exons: 21
Coding region: 226-2625 (799 amino acids)
Biological process (GO): signal transduction; regulation of DNA-templated transcription
Molecular function (GO): DNA binding; DNA-binding transcription factor activity
Source: RefSeq, a predicted model, not a curated record